GGCAGGGCGCUAAUGGCGGCCGCUGCCCCGAGCCGGCCCCGCGGCCAGCUGGUUUUUUCCCUUUUCUCGUGAGUUACGGUUCCCCAGCUCCAGUCCUGUGGAGUAUCGCUCCAAUGUCCACUAAAACGUAAGUCACACGAACCUGGGUGGCAUGGGCAACACGAGACGGUCACAGCCGGCCCCUUUGCCGGAAUCCCAGGCCCUUGUCCCCAGGGCAGGCGUUUCCACUCUGACCGGGUGAUGGGUCCGCCGGGCAGGACGAGCUUUUGGUUGGUCUUCCAAGGUUUGCUACAUCACGCCCCUGGAGUUUCUCUGGUCCAGGAUGAUCCAUCUAUAAACAGAAUGAAACCUGGAUUUCCCAAGGGUUUGUCUUUAAGAUUCUCCCAAGACUUGCUCAGACUGACAACCACCUGUUCACAGGAAUGAGGAGCCGCUCUGUCCUCAGGACUGAGACAGUGCAAGAGAAGGACUCUGGGGACAACGUGAAGAUGUCUCACCCGGAAUCUCGCUAUUCCUUUGAUGUCCCAAACAAUUGCAUCAACUUUGGGUCCCUCAGUGAUGACGAUGUGCUAAAUGCAGAUGCCUGGUUUGAUCGACAAGCCAAUCUAGAGAAUGUCCCACCUGCAGAUAAUCUGCCAAGAGUCUUGCAAAAUAGCCCUGCUUGUUCAAAGCUUGAUAGUCUACUAUCUUCUGUCACCUCUCAAGGAGUAAUGAGUGAAAGCCACAAUGCAGAGGACAGUAAAACAGAACAUGCACAGGCCAAUGUGGUUCCUCCGAAUAUUGUUGGGUCUCUGACAAGCUGGAGAGCUGCUGUUCCUGCACAGACCUCUCAAAGAGCUGGUAGAAGACAGGCUACACAGCAGAGAAAAACACAGCAAAACAAACACCUGGCUAAAGUCAAAGCUGAGAGAAAUGCUGUUGCCCUGGUUAAUAAUGAAGAGGUUCCACCACUGAAAAAAAUGAAAAUUUCUAACAGCAGAGAGAAGCUGAUGGAAGUAUCUGCAAAGAGAGAGCCCUUGCAGAAUCCUGACCAGUCCCCAGAAAGAGGGAAAAGCAAAUUGACCAUGCCCACGACGCCAGCAAUGUUGAAGAGGACAAAUCUUUCUGGCAAGCUGAAGAGUACAGAGGAGCAGGAGCUGGAAAAGAUGCAGCAAUUGCAGCGGGAGGUUAUGGAGCUGCGGAAGAAGAAUGAGGAGUCUUUGAAAGCAGCUAUUGCUGGAGCAGGACAACCUGUGAAGAGAACUAUUGGUCAAGUAACAAAGCCAAUCGACUUUCACUUCUGCACGGAGGAGAGGGUAAAAAAACAUGUGGAAAGCCAGCCUGGGCAUGAAUACAAGGAGGUCGAUUUUGCAGCAGUACUGAGGAAGCAUCCUCCUUCUCCGGUUCGAGUGCCAAAGGGGCCCACUGUCCCCAAGCCUUUCAACCUCUCCCAGGGAAACAAAAGAAAACUUGAAGAAACUACACCAGAGUAUGUGUCCCUUGCUCAGCAGGUUGAAGCAUUCCAAAAACGCACACCCUCUCGUUACCAUUUGAGGAGCAGGAAAUCUGAUGAAGGCCCAGUUCCAGGAAAGCCACUGAAGACUCGGCUUACGCACCCUAAAACACCUGUGCUUCAAACAAAGCAGCGCUUCAGACCUGCAACUUGCAAAAGUGCAGCAGAGUUGGAAGCUGAGGAAAUAGAGAAAAUUCAGCAGUACAAAUUCAGAGCAAGGGAGCUUGAUCCCAAAAUCUUAGAGGGUGGACCAAUCCUACCUAAGAAACCCCCUGUGAAGGAACUUACACAGCCCAUUGGCUUUGAGCUUGAAAUAGAAAAAAGGAUUCAGGAGCGUGAGAGUAAGAAGCAGCAGGAGGAAGAGCAUUUUGAGUUUCAUUCACGGCCAUGUCCAACUAAAAUCUUGGAAGAUGUUGUGGGUGUUCCAGAGAAGAAAGCACUUCCUGUUACAGUCCCCAGAUCUCCAGCCUUUACCUUGAAAAGCAGAACACGAUUGCCUGCCAAAGAUGAAGAGAAGGAAAAGGAGGUGGUACCUGUGAUCAAAGCUAACCCUAUGCCGCACUAUGGAGUGCCCUUCAAACCUAAAAUGCCAGAGCAGCGGCAUGUGGAAGUUUGCCCAUUCUCUUUUGAUUCUCGUGACAGAGAGCGGCUACUACAGAAAGAGAAGAAAAUAGAAGAAUUGCAAAAGGAAGAGGUGCCAAAGUUCAAGGCACUGCCUCUGCCUUACUUUGAUCAUGUCAACCUGCCAGAAAAAAAGGUCAAAAACCCAACUCAGCCAGAGCCCUUCAAUCUGCAGACUGAUGAACGGGGAGCUGCCAGGCUACAGAAUUGGAAACAGCAGCUUGAAGAAGACUUGAAAAGGCAGAAAGAGGCAGCGUGUUUUAAAGCUCGUCCCAACACAGUGGUGCACCAGGAGCCUUUUGUGCCCAAGAAAGAAAAUAAGCUGCUAUCAGAGAGCCUUUCUGGUUCCAUAGUUCCUGAAGGCUUUGAGCUGGCAACAGAAAAAAGGGCUAAAGAGCGGCAGGAAUUUGAAAAAAGAUUGGCGAACCUGGAAGCCAGAAGGGAGAUGCUUCGAGAACAGGCCAGACGGCAAGAAGAGGAGCGUGAAAAGGAAGAAGUUGCUAAACUAAGACAAGAACUGGUUCACAAGGCAAACCCAAUCCGCAAAUAUCGCAGCGUAGAAGUACAACCCAGUGACCAGCCACUGACCAUGCCGAAGUCUCCCAACUUCUCAGAUAGAUUCCAGUGCUGAUAUACAUCCAUGUGAUAGCAGGAGAGGAAGCCUAUCUCUCCCAGCCCUCUUGGUGGGCACAGAGAGAACAGUUGUUUUUAAUGUGACUCCUCACUCUCAAAUCCUACACUUAGCUCCGUUAUUCUUCUAUCAAGUAGUUUAACUCCACGUGAGGCAGAUGGCUGAGGCACAGCAUACAGGCUGUGCCAUCUAGUCCAUGGCUUGCUUUACAUCUAGACAUUUUAUUCUCUAAAGGCUAAACCAGGUUUUGAUAUUGUAUAAAAAUAGUGUACCUGAACUAAAUAAACAUUCUUAAUCUGAUCAA
Molecule: messenger RNA, 3048 nt
Organism: Rhea pennata
Lineage: Eukaryota; Metazoa; Chordata; Aves; Rheiformes; Rheidae
Gene: TPX2
Product: TPX2 microtubule nucleation factor
Exons: 18
Coding region: 423-2744 (773 amino acids)
Biological process (GO): activation of protein kinase activity; regulation of mitotic spindle organization
Cellular component (GO): spindle; microtubule
Source: RefSeq, a predicted model, not a curated record